UUAAUAAUAUUAAUAAAUUGUUAUAUAUACUGUAUAAAAAUAAUAUAGAAAUUAGCAAUCAAACUAUACUAGAUUUUCCGCCUGAAUGCUGAUUGGCUCUCAGUUCGGAUCUCGAUCCUGAUUUGUUAGAGAACGCAGCCAAUAGUUAAUCGUAAACUUCCGGUGGUUUAUUGCCGUACUCCGAAAAAUUUGUUCGACAUCUUCAUAAGCAUUUUGUACGACCACGGUCUAUAAGACCGUGUGUACGACAAAAUAAAAUUUUUUGAAGCCAAUUAUCAAAGAAUUCCUUCAAAAUCCAGAGGCAAGCAAUCAAUUAUUUCAGUGAUAAAAAAAGUUCGGUUGCAAUCGCGUUGUAUCGACGCGCGUGAAUUUCGUCGCGGUGAACAUAACCUCUAUAACCUCAGUUACGUUUUGUGCGGGUGAAAUCGCAGUUAUUUAUCGGGUCGGCUCGCGGUAGAAUGGCGGUCGGCUCGACAAAAGUCGUCCAAGUGACGAAUAUAGCGCCGCAGGCUACCAAGGACCAGAUGCAGACGCUGUUCGGGUACCUGGGCAAAAUUGAAGACAUCAGGUUGUAUCCAACGAUCAGAGACGUCGCUGUACCGGUGCAGUCACGCAUAUGCUACAUCAAGUUUCACGACCAAGGUUGCGUUGCGGUGGCACAGCACAUGACCAACACUGUUUUCAUCGACCGCGCAUUGAUCGUGAUCCCUUAUCAGAACGGUGACAUUCCGGACGAGCAGCGUGCUCUGGAGCUCACUAACAAUGGCACGGUUGUGCCAGGUCUCUAUCCAUCGGAACCGAAACUGCCACCAAAUGUGGUGAAUGCCAUUGAAGGCAUCCCACCGAAUCAUGUCAUCACCACAAUGGAUCCUAAACUAGAAGCCAACGGCUUGCCGUCCUAUCCGCAUCUGCCGGGCCAUCUGGACAGCAGACGAAUCGAGGAGAUCCGGCGGACACUCGUGAUAGCGAACUUGGACGUAUCAGUGAGCCCUGAGCAGCUGAUGGACUUCUUCAGCAACAACAACGUGGAGAUCAAGUACCUGCGUACAUGCAGCAGGGACUCGGAUGGCGAGCACUAUGCACUGGUAGAGCUGUCGGAACAGGCCUUGGUAAUUGCGGCGCUGUUGCUGAACGGCAAGUCACUGGCGGAGAGAGCGAUCAAGAUCUACCACUCGACACAGGCGAUUGCCAAGCCAGAAGCGAAGAGCAACGAGGCCGCGCAGAAGGAGAUCGAGGAGGCAAUGUCGCGGGUAAAGGAAGCGCAUAAUCUCAUCUCGGCAGCGAUCGACCCUAUGAUCGGUAUGUUGUCGAAGGAUAAGCGCAGUAGAAGCGGCUCACGCAGCCGCAAGUCACGUUCCCGUUCACGCGGCCGCUCGAGGCGCUCGAGGUCGCGCAAACGCUCGCGCUCGCGCCACCGUCGCUCACGCUCCCGUCACCGGCGCCGAUCGCGUUCGCGCUCCAAGAGCUCGAGAUCAAAGGAUCGCCGACGCAACUCGCCAUCACGACGACGCAGCAACUCGCGUAGCCGUCAUCGUUCGCGCAGCAGAUCGCGCCGAUCAAGAUCACGCCGAUCACCCUCCAGAUCGAAAGAACGUAAGAAGCGAUCUCCACGCCGCCGCAGCCGUUCACACUCGCGCAGCAAGCGCUCGAAAUCCAGAUCCAGACGGUCUCGCUCGAAAUCGAAAUCCAAAUCGUCCAAGAGCAAGUAUUCGGACAAGUCCAAGGACAAGGAUCGGGAGGGACGCAGCAAGGAUAAGUCCGACAACGGCAAGAGGAGCGACAGUGACCGGGAGAGGCCCGAGAAGGAGAGCAAAAGUGAGAAGAAGUCGAGCAAGGAGAGCAAGAGAUCCAGCGACAAGUCCGAGUCGAAACAGUCCGAGGACAAGGGCAGAUCCGCAUCGGAGAGUAACGACAGCAAAGAGAAGACGACGGAAUCGGAAGCUUAGGCGAAUACUCUACUACUUGACAUUGUCGUCCCGUUUGCGUUUCCAUCAUUUCGUUUAUUUCGAAAAACUCAUCAUUUAUCCUCGUUAUGUAUUUAUACGCUAACAGAAAUACAUGGAUACAUGGCA
This is a messenger RNA of Ooceraea biroi (clonal raider ant), 2072 nucleotides long. RefSeq names its product splicing regulatory protein 54 (gene Srp54). Lineage: Eukaryota; Metazoa; Arthropoda; Insecta; Hymenoptera; Formicidae. Gene Ontology annotation, cellular component: nucleoplasm. The record is from RefSeq and is a predicted model, not a curated record. Gene Ontology annotation, molecular function: RNA binding.